This is a messenger RNA of Carica papaya (papaya), 1015 nucleotides long. Its product is annotated as Phosphoglycerate mutase family protein. Lineage: Eukaryota; Viridiplantae; Streptophyta; Magnoliopsida; Brassicales; Caricaceae. The record is from RefSeq and is a predicted model, not a curated record.
AAUAAAACAAAGCUGUUGGUUAACCGUAAAGAACCCACCAAAAUGCUAACACUAUCACCACCUGCCUCCUUCUCUACUACCACCGUCACCCCCACAUCUCCUCCCAACUCCAAUCAUUCUUCUUCCUUCCACCCAAUCAGACGCCGCCACCUCAUCACCCUUCUCCCCUUCUGCCUCACCCCACUUUCUCCAUCACCCGCCAAUGCCCGCGGCCUCUUCCAGAUGCCGCCCUCUCGCCUCACCAACCGGUACUAUUUGGUGAGGGCAGGGGAAUCUGAAUACGAGAGAUUGGGUAUAAUCAACACGAAUCCAGUUGCCAAAACCUCGGUUGAUAGUGGGUUGUCGGAGAAGGGGAAGAAGCAGACUGUAAACGCUGCUUUUGACUUGAAGGCAAUGGGGGCCUGCGAUAGGAACUGUUGGAUUUGGCCUUCUAUCACUCAAAGAGCUUAUCAGGCUGCCGAGAUUAUUGCUGCCGUCAAUGGAGUUAGUCGUAGUUAUAUAGUUCCUGAAUAUAGCUUCCUUGAUGCUAGAGGACUGGGGGCUUAUGAAGGCAAGAAACUGGAAACCAUUUCAGAAGUAUAUGCAUCGGACAGUCUCUCUCCGACAAUUAAGCCUCCUCCCAUAGAUGACGGUACCCCAAAUGAAAGCGUUUCUGAUGUGUUUGUUCGAGUGACACAGCUCAUGUCAAUUCUUGAGACUCAGUACUCUGAGGACACCGUGAUAAUUGUCUCACCUGAUUCUGACAAUUUGACAAUCCUGCAAGCUGGUCUCCUUGGACUCGACCUCCGAAGGCAUAGUGAUCUUUCAUUUGCCCCUGGAGAAGUUCGAUUUGUUGAUGCAAGUAGCAUACCUAAGUACAAACAACCAGCAUCUGCUGUAUAUAAAUGUUUAAACCCACCAAAAUGUAACUAAAAUAAUUUCUUCAAUGAAUCUGCAUGUACAUCUGAAUAUCAAAGACAUCAGUUCAACUGGGUCUUUGCACGUUUGGUAUAAAUAUUUUUCAUCGUUUUGUUCA